CUAAGUGAAUUUAUAAUUUCCAUGUAGAAUUUCGACAUCAGCUUAUUGAGAAUGGUGUUCUAUUAUAAAAGUAUCUCCCUUUCCAGCUGCUAAACUUUGAUGAAAGCUUUUUAGCCGGAGAAAUGGCCGAGUUAGGCGAAGACUUUGAUGGUUUGGUGAAGCUUGAGCGAUACAGGCUGACCAAAGAGGCGCUUGUGACGUACAGACCAUUCCUGGUUAUUUUUGCUGUUGUUCUCACUGUGGUUGCUCUCUUGCAAAUCGCUAUUGGUGCCAUCUACCUGGGUGACUGCCCAGCUCAACCCAUGAUACCCAUCUACCUGAUCGGUGUCGGAGCCGGCAUCGUACUGACCGGUAUUGUGGGCAGGACGUGCCCCUGCUUAGACAAGAAAUACCGUCCAAGAAACCCCAUCCUGUACGUCCUUCUCUUGUUCUUGAUUGGCUGGUUUAUGGCCGGUAAUAUCUGGGUGUUUCGCCUGUAUCUACCAGACAUGGAACACAAACAUGACACGGCACGGUACUGUCAUAGAAUUCUCUAUUUGUAUGCGUUUUGGUCUAAGCUAGUCCAGUACGUAGCCUUCGCUUUAUACCUGCCAUUCAUCAUCUAUGUGUUUGUGAUUCGUCCGUUACGGACGGCUAGACGUAUAGCAAAAAGACGCUUUAGCGCUUGUGUUAAUGAGACUACGGUAGAUCAUCAAAGUGAGGCAAAAAAUAGGUCACGUGAUGAAAGGCGGAGUUGUAAUGAAAGCGAGGCAGAGUCUUUGCUGAAUGGUCCAGGCGUUAGGUAUACAUAAAUGUACUUGCCUAGUUACCAAGCUCUUGCUCGGCAGCACGUGCUGAGUAACCAUGCAUGAUUAAUUGAUGAUAGCAACAAUACCAGGUAAAAUUUUAUCUAUUUUUAAACGGAGCAAUAAGAAUUAUCUUUGCGACAGCUCAUAGAUCUUGCAAAUAAGCCCACCAACAAACUUGCACUAUUAAAUUCAAAAUUAAAAGAACAUAGUAAGGUAUGUAUUUUUAUCCCUUAUCCACCAUUCUCGUCCCAAAAGCUUCCUUUGCUAUUUAAUGAGGGGCUAUGAAAACGAAAAUUCCCCCCCCCUUUCCCUAUCGGGGAAUCUUGGACCCCCUGUCGAGGUUGCCGAGAGUGAAUCGCAAAGAGCCGGUAAAGCUUAAGAUUUGGACCGAGGGAAGGACAGAAUAGACUAAUUCAUAACAGAGCCGGUAUAUCUUUAAGAUUUGGAAAGAGGGCGGGACAGAAUAGACUAAUUUAUAAAGUACACUAUUUAAUUGCAGUUGUUUCUUUCACUUUUUGAACUUUUUCGUCGUAAUAUUACACAACCCUAUACUGUUUUAUUCUUGCAAUAUCCAAAAAUACUUUUUCACCUUUCCAGACAGAUUACUUAACUCCAUAAAAACUCAAGUUUUCUGAAACCACAAAGGGAUUAUUAUAGCCUCAAUGUGAACAAGCAAACUUCUUUUUACCUUGUGACGUCAUUGAGACUACUCAUUGAGACUUCUUUUUACCUUGUGACGUCAUUGAGAUCAGCUGACUAAUGACGUCACUAGGGAAGUUAACGAUUAUCCCUCGAGUCUCUCUGAGGAGUAGCUAUGGGCUAGUGAAUCAGAGUCCAUAAGGGCGAGAAAUAAUUGUUUAAUUCAAGUCACAGAAGAAGCUCAAUUUGUAUAGCCAAAAACGUUGUAUUGUCCGGUCAUGUUAUUAUUUGGCUUUAAAGAUUAGGCAUUUUGCCACUAUAACUUGAUGAUAGACCGCUAGUGGUUGACUUGUGUUUGCCAUACAUUGACUUUCUAUAUCCUAGUUGUCUUGGCAACCUGAAGAGGAAAAAAGAGGUAAUAGUGAGUUGCUUUUGCAAUUGAUCAUUUUUGCAAAUUCUCUUUCUAAUAAUUCAUUGAGUAUUUUAUUCUUAUGUUUACUAAAAUUCAAGAACAUCCUUUAGAACAUCUGCAGCCUUAAAAUGCACCAAAAAUAAGAACGACCCAGCCUCAACUGAAAAUUAGACGUC
Nematostella vectensis (starlet sea anemone) is the source of this 2015-nucleotide messenger RNA. Its product is annotated as transmembrane protein 272. The record is from RefSeq and is a predicted model, not a curated record. Lineage: Eukaryota; Metazoa; Cnidaria; Anthozoa; Actiniaria; Edwardsiidae. The transcript has 3 exons. Bases 123 to 791 code for a protein of 222 amino acids.